AUGGCGGAAACAAACAGCAACGGUGGAUUUAAGGCGCCAUUACUGAGAUCAUUAGAUGGAGAAUUGGAGAAAGGGAAGGGGAAGAAUGGGAGACCGAAAGAGCCAUGGAAAGGAGAAGUAGUGAAGAGCAUCGUGUAUGCAGGGCUUGAUGCCAUUGUCACUUCUUUCUCCCUCAUUUCUUCCAUCUCUGCUGGCCAUCUUUCCUCUGUUGAUGUUUUGGUGCUAGGUUUUGCUAAUUUAGUUGCGGAUGGAAUAUCUAUGGGGUUUGGGGACUACGUGUCAAGCAGCACGGAGAAAGAUGUGGCAGCCAAGGAGAGGACAGUAACUGAGUGGGAUGUCAUUAACCAGCACAGGCCUCAGAAGGAGGAAUUACUUCGACAUUAUCAGCAACUUGGAAUGAAUGAAACUGAUGCUAAUACAGUGGUGAAUAUAUUUGCAAAGUAUAGGGACAUCAUGAUAGAUGAGAAGAUGGCAAUACAGAAAGGAUUAUUGCCACCAGAUCAAGCUGACAAGCCAUGGAAGAGUGGGAUAAUCACAUUUACUGCCUUCAUUGUGUUUGGUUGUGCCCCGCUUCUGGCAUUCAUCGUGCUCAUCCCGUUCACAAAAAAUGACACGUAUAAGUUCAUUGGUGCCUGUGUGUUUUCUGCAGUUGCCCUGGCACUGUUGGGGAUAGCUAAGGCCAAGAUUGCUAGUCAGAAUUAUGCACUUUCUGCAGGCAUCACCCUUUUCAAUGGACUCAUUGCUGGGGCUGCCGCGUAUGGUAUUGGCUGGACACUCAGGAAUGUUGCUGGCUUGGAAGAGUGAUCACUCACUUGUCACUAUUAUGUUUCAAAACUGGCCAUGGAAAGAGAGAAGCACUUGGUGAUUUCCCAGUUUUAACCAUUUUUGUGACGGACAAAAUCGUGUUCUAAAUGAUCUUGAAAUAUUAAUGUUCUUAACUUCUUUCUGUCUGACUAAUGUAGAGUAAGUUAAAAGUUCUAAUGUAUAGAGCAAAUAUUUAGGUAAAAGUU
Solanum stenotomum is the source of this 1010-nucleotide messenger RNA. Its product is annotated as membrane protein of ER body 1-like. The transcript is spliced from 3 exons. Gene Ontology annotation, biological process: intracellular manganese ion homeostasis. Bases 1 to 804 code for a protein of 267 amino acids. Lineage: Eukaryota; Viridiplantae; Streptophyta; Magnoliopsida; Solanales; Solanaceae. Gene Ontology annotation, cellular component: membrane. Gene Ontology annotation, molecular function: manganese ion transmembrane transporter activity; iron ion transmembrane transporter activity. The record is from RefSeq and is a predicted model, not a curated record.